AUUGUACUAGUAUGUGAAUAUUAUUGUGAGAAAUGAUUCCUCCAAAUACUUACUCUCCAUAUUUUGCUUACAGUGUUGUUGGUGCUAGUACCGUAACUCAUGAUGACAAGGAUGGUAAACAUGAGAAUGAGGAGGAUGAGGAGGCAGAGCGUGGAAUGAAACCAGUUUUCGGAACUCUGUGUAAAUCGAUGAUGAUUGGGAUUGGUAAAAUUUUGAAAACGAUUGACAAAUACUCGAGAAAGGAUGAUUUAGAUAAGAAACUGCUUGAAGUUGCUAAAAUCAGUGAGUUACAUUAUUUUGUUAAUUGCAUCUGGCUAGUUGGUCGACGUAUGGAGAAACGACAUGAAUACUAUGCAAAGAAAUUGGAUGAUAUGUUGAACUAUUCAACUUCAUAGUUUUGCAAAUAUUUUCCCUUGUUUCUCUGCUGUGUAAUUUCAAAUUAUUUUUCA
This is a messenger RNA of Schistosoma turkestanicum, 449 nucleotides long. Lineage: Eukaryota; Metazoa; Platyhelminthes; Trematoda; Strigeidida; Schistosomatidae. The record is from the annotation of a GenBank genome assembly.